Quercus lobata is the source of this 687-nucleotide messenger RNA. RefSeq lists its product as uncharacterized. Lineage: Eukaryota; Viridiplantae; Streptophyta; Magnoliopsida; Fagales; Fagaceae. The transcript has a single exon. The record is from RefSeq and is a predicted model, not a curated record. Bases 1 to 687 code for a protein of 228 amino acids.
AUGGAAGAACUUACAAAAACUUGGAACAACCUAACCCUCUUGGAAUGUGAAGGUUCAAACUUUCGCAUCAAGGAGGAACAGGCGAAGAUGGAGUUUAUUUUAGCAGCUAAGUUCUUGACUAAAAGAGCUCUUAACAUAGAUGCCAUAGCUGAGACCUUCACACCCAUAUGGAGAUCAAAAAAUGGAUUCAGAAUCAAAAAGGAGAGUGGGCAUGUGGUUUUGUUUACAUUUGACGAUAAGGGUGAGAUGGAGAAAAUCAUGGCAGCAGAGCCUUGGAGCUUUGACAAACAUUUAAUGGUACUACAACAGUAUGAUAAGGAAACAAAUGUGGGUGAUAUGGAGUUUAGUAAGGUGACAUUUUGGGUGCAAGUUCACGAUCCCCCAAUCAAAUUUAGGACAAGGAAGAUAGCUGAACAGUUGUGUGAAGUUAUUGGAACGGUGACUAAAGGGACUGAUGAAGAAGAAACAGAGGGCGAGAACUUCAUGCGAGUCCGAGUAACCUUAGACAUCUCCAAACCAUUGUGUAGGGGGCGAGUUAUCUCGCUGGAUAGUGGUAAGGAACUGUGGGUGCCUUUCAAAUAUAAAAGGCUACCAAACCUUUGCUUCUGGUGUGGAUGUUUGUCGCAUGACGAUCGUGAUUGUGACCUUUGGGUUGAAAGCGAAGGAAGUCUCUUAAUUGAAUCCUAG